UUCGUGGCGGAACCGCCAUGCAAUACUUCCUGCUGACGGAAGCUGUAGGAAGUGGAAGGCUAUUGUGGCAUGCAAGAUGGUAAUAGCUUUGGCAUGUCAAGUGGGAUAUAGAAGAACGUCAGCUCUGUGUUACCGGAUUUAUUCAACCUACGUCAGGCGAAUGAGAUACAUGUUCAAGCUGAAAGAAGAUGAUGAUGCUUGUCGGCAAGCCUAUAACUCCGGAACUUUCUUCCUGUUUUACAACUUAUCUCCCUUUGUGCAGCAAAAAGGAAAAGCAUUAUUAGCCCCAAAGAUAAAGGCAGCAGAAAUUAAAAGAUUUUUGCAAAAGUUUCAGCAGAAUGAGGAGGUGAUAGAAGAAUCCAUGCUGGUUGGCUGUUCAGAAGAAUGCACCCCAUAUUUUGCUCUUGACCUAGGAUCCUUGUCAAGAUCUGCUGUUGAAUCUGAACUUGAUGGAUCCUUUGCAGAUUUACAGAAAGCUUUCUUCCAAUUAGAGGAGGAAGAUGCAUCUUUGGUUUCCACGUCUCAGGCACUCCUUCGGUGGCAUGAUAAUAACCAAUAUUGUGGCAAAACUGGAGAGCCCACAGUGAAGAACUUGGCUGGGAGCAAACGAAUUUGUCGUAACAAUGGAAUCAUCUAUUAUCCACAGAUGUCUCCAGUGGUUAUUACGCUGGUGUCUGAUGGGAGUCGAUGCCUUCUUGUACGGCAAGCGUCAUUUCCUAAAGGGAUGUAUAGUGCUUUGGCUGGCUUCUGUGAUGUGGGUGAGAGCCUAGAAGAGACAGUCCAACGGGAGGUUGCUGAAGAAGUAGGCUUAGAGGUGAAAUCUCUCUGGUACUCUGCAUCUCAGCACUGGCCAUUCCCAAACAGCACCCUCAUGAUAGCUUGUCAUGCAUUAGUGCAUCCCCUACAGAGCAAAUGUACAGUCAAUACUCAGGAACUUGAAUCUGCCAGGUGGUUCAGCCAUGACGAAGUGGUGAAGGCACUUGGACGGGAACCAAGGCCUUCCAAAGAAAAGGAUGACUGUACCUCUUUUUGGGUGCCACCUAAACAAGCUGUAGCUCGACGGUUGAUCCAGGAAUGGGUGAAGAAGCAAACUUCUCAAUCUCCUUAGAUUACACGAUUCACCCAUUUAUUAUUCUGUGUUAAAACAUCUGCAGGGGGCCGAUAGUAACUUUAUAUCUGAUGUAUUUUUUUCAGUGAUCCUCCAUAUUCUGUGGAGCAUUUACUGGUAAACCACACUAGAUCUUCUAGCAUGUUGUCUUGAGAUUUCAUUGCU
Molecule: messenger RNA, 1273 nt
Organism: Candoia aspera
Lineage: Eukaryota; Metazoa; Chordata; Lepidosauria; Squamata; Candoiidae
Gene: NUDT13
Product: nudix hydrolase 13
Exons: 9
Coding region: 77-1108 (343 amino acids)
Molecular function (GO): metal ion binding; hydrolase activity
Source: RefSeq, a predicted model, not a curated record